Messenger RNA from Adelges cooleyi (spruce gall adelgid), 2181 nucleotides. RefSeq lists its product as uncharacterized. Bases 338 to 2035 code for a protein of 565 amino acids. The transcript is spliced from 11 exons. The record is from RefSeq and is a predicted model, not a curated record. NCBI's taxonomy places the organism in Eukaryota, Metazoa, Arthropoda, Insecta, Hemiptera, Adelgidae.
AAUUAUUAUUCUGAAAGAUUAAUAAGCAUCAGGUGGAAAUUGAAUUCUGCCCAAGCGCCUAUGACCUCAAAAUUCAAAUUGUACAUUCAAGUAUUGGUGGCUGUUGCACAGUACGGCUGAUAACGGUUAUCAUUUGAAUGCAAUUUUAAAAUUGAAAACUGUCAAGUGUUAACUACCAUGUCAAAACAACGUUUAAAAGUUAUGCUUACUGCUUAGUCCAAACUUGUAUUCAGUCUAGUGACUAUUUUAACAAGGACAAUUCAUGAAAACAUUAUUAUAAAGAUUAUAUACUAGUUUUAUUAUAACUAUUAAGUUUUUAUACAUUUAUUUAUAUAAAAUGGUUAAACCUUGCGAUGAUUUGAGUGAGCUUAAAUUAGUAGUUCGAUGUGUUCUUACUGCUACUUUAGAUGCUCUUACAAUCGAGGAACUUUGGACUAGAGUUAAUUAUGUAUUUGGAGGUCGAAAUAAAGUACAAUUGGACAUGUUUGGCUUCUACUCAUUACUUGAAUUUUUUACUAGUGUUCCAGAUAUUGUUCAGCUAGAAGAUCCAGAAAACGAUAAUUCUAUUGUUCACCUAGUCAGCUCAACAUUAAGCAAACACAUAGAAUUUCUAGUAUCAACCAACUUUCAAAGACCCAAAAUUAGCAAAACUAAAAUUUCUCACAGAGAUUUAGUAAUUCAUUACGAGACGCAGUGCGCAUUUAUGAGAAUUUUUUUAGAGUUGUACCCUAAGGGACUGUCAAUUGAUGAAUUUGAGUCAAAAAUAUUAUGUUUGUCUAUUUUUAAACCAUUUGUUGAGUGCGUAGAGCCGUUACUAUAUAAUUUAGAUCAUAUUUUUAAAAAAAUUGGCUCAAGUAUUAUUUUACAACAAAAUAUCGUAGAUAGCAUAAAUUGUAUACCAAAAGAAAUAGAUAAAUUUACUGCCGAAGAUAUUUUUAACAUAGAGGAGCAUUUAUUAGAAAAUGAGCCCAAUUAUGUUGCGGAAAGGUUAAAGUAUCCUUUGAUCAACAUUUUGGAAGAAACUGUUGUAAACAAUAUAGAACAAUUAUUGAAUGAACAACUAAAUUGGGUGUCUGAAAAUAAAAUAAUUGACUUAUAUAUAGAAAAGUUUGGAUCGACAUUUUCUCAUUAUAGACGUUGGGGUUUUUCAAGAGUGGGUCAAAUGUUUGCAAACCUACCCGAGCUGUGUCGUAUUAGUUUCACUGAAUCUAGCGAGAUACAAAUAAUCGCAAAUAAUAAAUGUUGCGACAAUCAAAAUAACAAAAUUAAUGCAAGUUCUCAAUCAAUAAUAAGUAAAUUGGAGCCUUUUAAGCAUUCAUUGUGUUCAAUAAAAAGCAAGUCUGAGAAACAACCAGAAGAAGAUGAUUCUGUAUUAAAAAGAUGUCUUAGAAGCGAUCGAUACUUAGAAGUUCCUUUAGACGAAUGUUUUUUGGACGAGGAAAUCAAUUUAUCACCACACAUACGACUUAAUUGCACAUUAAAUGUCAAAGUGUGUAGAGUGAAUGUUAAUUUAUUUCUACCCCCUACGCUAUUCUGUCAAUUGUUGGACGAAUCAUCGGAGUACACAGAUAUGUUAUCUCAAAUGAAAGAGUUUUAUUCUAUUUACCAACAUAAAUUUAAAUUCAAUCAAACAUUAACUAUGGUGAGACAAACAUAUGCAUAUUCAUUAAAUGAUAAAUGGUGUAGAGGUGUUGUAUCGAAUAUCGACAUGACUGAUGUAAAAGUAAUAAACAUUGAUAAUGGAUCAGUUAAUUGUAUUCCACUUGAAAACAUCAGAAUUCUCUAUAAACAAUUUAGCGAAUUACCGUCUCAAUCUUUUGUUUGUCACUUACAUGGAAUACGCUCUAUUGAAGAAGAUGAAGUGAAAAGUAUAGUGGAUAAAGAAUGUGUAGUAUUUAUUGCUGAUAUUGAUAAACAUACAAAGUCUGCUGGUAUCAAAAUUAAAUUAGCAAGUUCAAAAUCAGACGAGUAUUUAAAUGACAUGUGGAUUAUCCACGGCGUUGCUGAUCCCGACUAUUCUUCAGAUGAGGAUUAAAUUAAAAUACACACAAUAACUACAUUUUCGUUUAUAACUAUCAUUUUGUGUCACUAUACAUUAUUAAUGACAAUAGUACAUGUUUAAGUUAAAAUUUUAAAUAGUUUAAGUAACAAGGAUAAAAUUUCAUAUCAUAAUAAUAAAUG